AUGGAAUUCAUAUCAGAUACAUCAACCGAACAAGAGUUUGCAGAUAUAAUUCAAGAACUCACACAAGAUUUUUACUACCAGAAACCAGACGAUGUCCUUCAGUUUUGCACCAAUUUUUUCCAAUCAAGACUAUCUAGCCAACGAUCAUUUUGGAGAGGAUAUAUCACAGAGACAUUUACUUCACACCCAACCGAAUCUUCACCGAGCCUCACCCCUGCUCUAGUGCAAGAUCCUUUAGAAGCCUACAGUAGCGAUGAAGAGGAUGUUUUUGAAGACGAAGAUACAUUUGAGAACGAAAUGAUUGAAUUUACUGCACCAAUUUCUAACCGUGGCCGACGAACGUCUGUUAGUGCGGAGUCUAUGACACCAUUAGCCCGAGGAGACAAGGAUUACAUUCAAAAGAUAAUACCCAAGACCAACGCCCAAAAAGAACAAAUCCAGGCUGCAAUUAGAAACAAUUUUUUGUUUCGCAAUCUUGAUGAAAACCAGCACCAAGACAUUAUCAACGCCAUGUCAGAAAAGCAAGUGCUUCCCAACGAGGUUGUGAUCCAGCAGGGUGCUAUUGGAGAUUAUUUUUACAUUGUCGGUUCAGGCCAGCUAGACUGUUAUAUUAAUUCGGAUCAGCAAAAGGUCACAACUUAUGGUCCCGGGGGAAGCUUCGGUGAGCUAGCCCUGAUGUACGACAGCCCUCGUGCAGCAACCAUUGUGUCUGUUGUCUCUGGAGUACUUUGGGCCUUGGACCGUCUCACGUUCCACCGCAUUGUGGUCGAACAUGCCUCACACAGACGCCAGAUGUAUGAAUCAUUCCUAGCCGAGGUUCCUAUUCUUGCUUCUCUGGACGCUUGUGAGAGGUUCAAGGUGGCCGAUGCACUAGAGUAUGUGUGCUUUGAAGAAGGCGAGACAGUAGUCCAGCAGAACGGUUUCGGAGAUAAUUUCUAUUUGAUCGAGUCAGGAGAUGCACUGGUUUACCAAACCGACGUGGACGGCAUACAGAAAGAGGUCAAUUGCCUGACAAAGGGAGCCUAUUUUGGAGAACUUGCUCUAUUGCAUGAUAUCCCACGUGCUGCUACGGUAAUUGCCCAAGGACGGCUCCGAUGUGCCACCCUUGGCAAACGAGGCUUCAGUAGACUGCUUGGUCCUAUCUUGGAUAUUCUCAAGCGUAACUCUGAGAACUAUGCCAAGGUCCUGCAAACAACUACAAUCUAG
Messenger RNA from Phycomyces blakesleeanus NRRL 1555(-), 1206 nucleotides. It is a transcript of the gene PkaR2, whose product is annotated as protein kinase A regulatory subunit. Gene Ontology annotation, cellular component: cAMP-dependent protein kinase complex; nucleus. The transcript has 3 exons. Lineage: Eukaryota; Fungi; Mucoromycota; Mucoromycetes; Mucorales; Phycomycetaceae. The record is from RefSeq and is a predicted model, not a curated record. Gene Ontology annotation, molecular function: cAMP-dependent protein kinase regulator activity. The coding region runs from base 1 to 1206 and encodes 401 amino acids. Gene Ontology annotation, biological process: regulation of protein phosphorylation.